AUGCCUGCCCCUCGUUUUAUAUCUCCUCCUGCGACCCCGCCUCCCAGUAAGGGUCUGUCGCUGGCGACUGGAGGAGUUAGUGACCUUGAAACCCGGCGCCUCAUCGGCACCACCCGGUUUGAGCCUCGGAAUGACGUGAAAAACAUUCUGAUCACUGGGGGUGCAGGAUUUAUCGGAGGCUGGGUAACGCGACACUUAGCGGUGCAAUACCCUGAAUACAACAUUGUCUGCUUUGACAAGCUCGAUGUUGUCGCUUCUCUCGCCAAUAUCAACUGUUUGGAAUCUCUGCCAAACUUCCAGUUUGUGCAUGGCGACUUGAUGGACCAGGCAGCUAUUGCCAAGGUUCUUACUGAGCACGAUAUUGACUGUGUGAUGCACUUCGCUGCGUGCUCGCAUGUCCAGAACUCAUUCAAUGAUCCCUUAAACUUCACCGUCAAUAAUGUCAUCGGCACUCAAUUAUUACUUGAAGCUGUCCGUCAUCACCAAGGGUCCAGAAGGGUCCGCCGCUUCAUUCACGUUAGCACCGACGAGGUUUAUGGUGAUGUUAUGGAAUCGGCGUGUGACGAAACAAAGCAAUUCAUGCCCACCAACCCAUAUUCAGCCUCCAAAGCUGCUGCUGAGAUGUACGUUUGGUCAUAUGCGAAGUCUUUCGACAUCCCGGCUCUUGUUGUCAGGAGCAACAACGUGUAUGGGCCUGGUCAAUAUCCCGAGAAAAUCAUUCCACGCUUUUGUACACUAUUAAUGCAGCAAAAGCCAUUAACAAUACAAGGCACCGGCAUGAAUAUUCGCCGGUACCUUUAUGGAGCCGAUGCUGCUGACGGCUUCGAUACUUUACUACAUAAGGGUGUCAUUGGUGAAGCUUACAACAUACAAUCUGCCCAAGCAGUCACCAACCUUGAGGUCGCCGCUCGUACCCUUGAGCUAUUUGGGUACAAUCCACGUGACUUUAAUCGUUGUCUGACUCAGAUUCCCGACCGUCCCUUCAACGACCAGGACUACUGGGUCGACGGCUCUAAGUUGGCUGCAUUAGGAUGGCACCAGCGUGUCUCCUUCUCCGAUGGACUGGAAACCUCAGUCAAAUGGUACCGUGAGAACCUAGAUUCUUGGUGGCCUGAAGCCUCAAAGGCUAUCAACGUCGCGUCGACUGCGACCCCUGAAAGCCAUCGCGCCCACUCCAACGGGAGCGGAGUUGAGAAAGCGAGUUGA
This is a messenger RNA of Penicillium pulvis, 1206 nucleotides long. Its product is annotated as dTDP-glucose 4,6-dehydratase. Gene Ontology annotation, biological process: nucleotide-sugar metabolic process. Bases 1 to 1206 code for a protein of 401 amino acids. The record is from RefSeq and is a predicted model, not a curated record. The transcript is spliced from 3 exons. Gene Ontology annotation, molecular function: dTDP-glucose 4,6-dehydratase activity. NCBI's taxonomy places the organism in Eukaryota, Fungi, Ascomycota, Eurotiomycetes, Eurotiales, Aspergillaceae.